AUGAGCAAUCAAGAUCUCCAGCAACAAAUGUCACAGCAGUACGAUGAGGUCAAUGAAGAAACCCCUUUGCUGCCUCCUGAUCCUAGCACCGAGCCAUAUUCCGUGUUCACAUCAACACAGAAACGCCUCAUUAUUCUGAUAGCGGCACUGGCUUCGAGCUUUUCACCUCUAUCCGCCAAUAUUUACUACCCGGCAUUGAACUCCAUCGCCAAAGAUUUGCGAGUCAGUCCAUCUCAAAUCAAUCUGACCAUUACGACAUACAUGAUAUGCCAAGGCCUAGCUCCAAUGCUGACAGGCUCGUUGGCGGACCAGGCUGGUCGUAGGCCCGCAUACAUCCUUUGCUUCGUGAUAUACAUAUUCGGAAACAUCGCUCUCGCUCUACAACACAGCUUUCCAGCACUCUUAGCUCUCCGUGCCGUUCAAAGUUGUGGGAGUAGCGGAACCGUGGCCCUUGCAUCCGCAGUAGUAGCCGACAUUAUCACAUCUGCUGAACGAGCUGCUGGUACUUUCUUCAUGCCGUUACUGUUCUUUUUCCCCGAAACAUGCCGUGGAAUCGUUGGAAAUGGGUCGACUCCUGUAGUCGGAUGGAACCGAACCAUCUGGAGUUAUUUACGCACCACCGCCGCAGUCACCAUACCUGCAUCGAGUGUCCCGAGGAGUCGUGUGAAAGUUCCUAGCCCAUGCUCAACCCUCUGUAUGCUUUCCCACCGACCUGUGGGACUGGUGCUUUUGGCAAAUGGAAUUGUGUUCGGCAGUUACUACGCCGUCACAUCUGGAAUCCCCGCACUAUUCCAUGAAAUAUAUCAUCUGGAUGACUUGGGUAUUGGACUAUGCUUCAUUCCUGCAGGCUUGGGGUCGUUGUUCAGUGCAACUGCCAAUGGGGUAUUAGUUGACUGGAUAUAUCGGCGGACUGGACGAAACGCCGGUCAGACGGUACACAAGAACCAGAAACAGGACAUCAUUGAAUUUCCCAUCGAACAAGCAAGGUUGCAGAUUGGCCUGCCAAUGACAAUACUUGCAGCUGUCUCAAUAGUCGCCUAUGGAGUACUGAUGCCAUUCAAGCCACCACUCCUGGUUGCGCUUAUUGUGGUUUUUAUAAUUUGUUUUUGUAUUACGGCGGCAUACAACGUGAUGAAUAUUCUGAUCGUCGACUUGUACUACGAAACACCUGCUACCGCGAUGGCUGCUAACAACCUUGUGCGCUGCUUCCUGGGCGCUGGUGCUGCAGCCGUGGUCAACCCUCUGAUCAAGCGGAUUGGUGUGCAAUGGACAUACUAUUUUGUAUCGGGUGCAGUGGCUCUAGUCACUCCGAUUCUGGGGAUUGUUUAUCUUCAGGGCUGGGAAUGGCGGAAGAAACAAGCCGAGACUGCUGCACAACUGCGAAUUGUACACGCAAGACCAUAG
Molecule: messenger RNA, 1404 nt
Organism: Penicillium concentricum
Lineage: Eukaryota; Fungi; Ascomycota; Eurotiomycetes; Eurotiales; Aspergillaceae
Exons: 4
Coding region: 1-1404 (467 amino acids)
Biological process (GO): transmembrane transport
Molecular function (GO): transmembrane transporter activity
Source: RefSeq, a predicted model, not a curated record